Messenger RNA from Capronia coronata CBS 617.96, 1527 nucleotides. RefSeq lists its product as uncharacterized. Bases 1 to 1527 code for a protein of 508 amino acids. The transcript is spliced from 4 exons. The record is from RefSeq and is a predicted model, not a curated record. NCBI's taxonomy places the organism in Eukaryota, Fungi, Ascomycota, Eurotiomycetes, Chaetothyriales, Herpotrichiellaceae.
AUGGCUAUGGAGGCCAAUAGUCAGACGGUCCCGACAGGGGAUCUUGAGAAAAGACAAAACAUGACCGAUGUCGAAGCCACCCAAUACAUCAAAGGGUCCUACCAGUUGCCGAAGUCCUACCAUGUGUUGGGAGUCACCGUCUGGGCAUACAGCCAUCCUCGAGUCCAGGCAGUCAUGCUCGGCUGUGUCCUCUUCAUGACGGUUGGCAUGUACAAUGUCAUCACGUUCAUCGGUGGCGCUGGACAACAAACCGCGUGGCUCUCCGACAUCGCCAAUAUUGCCCUGUACGUCGUCUUCACGGUAUUCUGCCUCGUUGCCCCGGCAUGUUUGAACUUCUUCGGCCUUCGCGCCACUCUCUGCUUCGGCGGGUUUGGGUAUGCAGCAUAUGCGGCAAGUCUGUGGUGCUACAAUCAUACGGCCAACGUUCCUUUUGUGAUCUUCGGAGGCUGCUGGUGCGGCCUCUCUGCAGCGUUCCUGUGGACAGCCGAAGGUACCGCCAUCACGGCUUUCGCUUCUGAAGAGAAGAAAGGUCUCUACGUCUCCAUCUUCUGGUCCAUCUUCCAAUUUGGUGUGGUCAUUGGCGCCGCAAUCCCCGUGGGCCAGAACUGGAAUGCUGGCACCAACAACGGAAGCCGCGUUGGCGAUGGGACCUACAUUGGCUUGUUCAUCCUGAUGUUGUGCGGUGCUUUUCUCGGUCUUGCUAUGUAUCCCUGGCACAAAAUCAUCCGAGAAGAUGGCUCUCUGGUCACACUCGAACAUAAAAAGACCUUCAUGGAAGAACUGGUGUCGUCGUACCACGUUUGUCGCAGAAAUUGGUGGAUUGUCUUCUUCUGGCCUUACUGCUGGGCCAUCAAUUACUAUACCGUUUACCAGAACAACGACUUCAACGGCAUCGUCUUUACUGUGCGGGGCCGAGCCUUGAACACCUUCCUCUCGGGCGUCGUGCAGGUUGGAGCCGCUUGGGUUCUAAACCUGUUCACAGACCUGUUGCCAAUGAAACGGCGCAAGCGAGCCUUCUGGGCCCUGGUCUAUGUCUUUGUGAUGUUCAAUGCCGUUUGGAUUGGAGGCUAUUUCGCGAUGAGGGACACAAAACUUGGCCUUGAUGAGGCCGAGCGUAUGGACGUGUUCGACAGUGGCUAUGGCGCUUGGUGCUUCCUGUUUGUCAUGUACGGCUUCAUGGAUGCGACAUACAACUGUUACGCAUAUUGGUUCAUCGGCGCCUUAAGCAAUGAUCCUAGCGAACUCUCCGUCUACGCCGCCAUGUACCGGCUGCUCAAUGCCGCUUGCCAGGUAUGUGCAUACGGUCUUGAUCUCAACGGAUACUCGAAGGAAUUCAUGUUUGGAACAUCCUGGGCAUUUGUUGCCGCAGGGCCAAUUUGCGUCUUGCCUAUUCUCAAGUACUGGUUGAAGGACACCAACAUGAUUGAGGCCGUCGAGACCAUCGAUGGCUCAGAGGUCGUAGCAAUCGGUUCCUCGGCAACGGAUGAGAAGACUGCCAUCCCGACAGAGAAAGUAGCGGAGCUCUAA